AACAACUCCUCUAUGCAUUCACGGAAUUGAGUAUAAUUCCAGACGCUCAAUAGUAAAAAGUUAACUUUUGUAAUUUCCUUUUACUUGAAGAAGAAAGAAAAAAUUUGACUAGUAAAUUGUAACAUUUUAUUUUCCUUGUAUAAUAAGAAUGAUUAAACUAAAAUGCGAACGUGGUGGAAGCUCACUAGGUCUUCAGUUAUGAGACCGUGGUCGCCCCCACACGGAAUAGCUACUCUCCAUCUUUACACUUGAAAUCCUCAAAAGUUUUCUCGUUUCGACAUUUUAACGAACAGCUUUCCUUCCCUUAGCGUCCCGACAUUUUGCUAACCCCUCCAUCUGUAACCCUAAACCCUUAAAACCUAAAUUUCAUUCGACGCUUUCAAAUUAAAAUUUGGAUCUUUAUGUAAAUAAAUAUUUCAAAUUAAAUAGAAAAUUAAAAAAUGGCGUCGAGUUUGCACCAAUGGGAGUCAGACCCUCUGUUUGCAGCAGCCGAAAUUGUCCAAGAUUCUGCUGACAGGAUGGAAUCAGUUUUCCGCCUUCUGCUGCAUGAGCUCAGUCUUAUUCAAGGUGACUGUCCAGACCUAAAGUUACUUGUGUCGAUAGAUUAUCAUAAACGUGAUCUCGCAACAACACUUGAAACAGCAAAGUGGCAGUUGGAAGAUUUUGAAAGAGCAGUCAGCUUUUCAGCUACGGCAGGCAAGCCCCAACUACAGGAGGAUGUAAUUUCAAGGCACAAUCAGUUUAUCAGAGCCAUUAGAGAACAAAUACUUUAUGUGGAGAAGAACUUGGAGGGAACAUCAAUUGGAGAUCCCAUGAGAAAUACAGAGUGGGUCAACUUGAAUGAACAAGAUAGAGAUGGGUUGGCAUUGUUUCUUUCUGGGGGAAAUGACACAGACCACUCUGGUUGUUAUGAUGUGGAGGACAACAGUAUCUUGGAAAGAUUUCUUGAUCCAAUUACAUCUAGUGCUAAAGACAGUACUUCUGGGAUUGUUGAGCACAAAAGCAGAGGAAUUGAGAACUUGAAUAUGAAUGGAGUAGUGCCUUUGGACCGCGCUAUUGACUCGAGGAAGGAGAACAACUGGACGAAAGUUGGUUCUUAUAACAGAUUUGGUGAAGGUACAAGGUUGAGUUCUGAAUUAACAGAUUAUUUUCCAGAGACAUCUGGUGACAGAUAUGGAGGUGAUGGGAGUCAGGAUUUGGAGGCUAAUGAAGCCAAACCUGAAAGCUUCUUUUGCAAGGACAAGUUGAGAAGGUUCUGCAGCAUAACAAACGUUCUAGGGUUCUUGAAUAACAUAAGGACUGUUUAUGGGAGUAGGGUCACUAGGAAUUAUACAAAGAGAUUUAAAGAUGGAGAAGAACAAAGUCAUUCCCCAUCAUGUGCUGCUGAUGUUUCUCAUGCUGCACAGGUAAACUGGUGUCCUGGCUUGCUUAGGGACAUUCAUUCUUUUGGGUACAUCUUACAAUCUGUGUGUGCAAGGGUUUUCUCAAGACUUUUUAACCGUGGGAAUAACCUGCUUUGUCAUUAUCUGACCCAAUUGUCUUGGUUGGAUGCAAACACCUCUGGGCAUCGGGUCAUUAUUUGAGUGUGAAUAUCUUUGACAUUAAGAUGUAUUGUCUCGCUGAUUGACGAUACUGCUAGUAGUGGAUACGACUGUUUAUGUCAAGAAUACUUUGGCCCUUGUUUAUAUUCUUCUAGCAGUUUGUAAAUCUUUCUUUUACUCUGAGUGAUGAUUUUGUUUUUUGGUCUGUAACUCCGAGUAGCUAGUACUGGUGCAAUACAGAUUUGGGACCCUUUGAACUGGCUCUGUUGAUUGAAAAACAGGGUCACAGUUGAUCCAUUGCUUUCAAUGUCAUCAUGACCAAAUUUUACGCUA
Prunus persica (peach) is the source of this 1874-nucleotide messenger RNA. RefSeq lists its product as uncharacterized. The record is from RefSeq and is a predicted model, not a curated record. Gene Ontology annotation, biological process: Golgi vesicle transport. Gene Ontology annotation, cellular component: membrane. The transcript is spliced from 4 exons. Lineage: Eukaryota; Viridiplantae; Streptophyta; Magnoliopsida; Rosales; Rosaceae. Bases 441 to 1583 code for a protein of 380 amino acids.